ACUGCUCGCCGGACGCUGAUCCCAUUGGUGUGUCGGUGGAUGCAUCGAAUACUGGAGCUGGAGGUGUUAUCUGGCAAGGCAAGAGCGCUGACAAAGCGCGCAUUAUAGCCUUUUGGUCCGGUAGAUUCAACUCUGCAGAGCAAAAUUACCCAGUUCAUGAGCGGGAGCUUCUUGGUAUCGUAUCGACUCUGAAGAAGUACGCUCACCUGCUUUACGGUACCAAAUUCACCGUCUAUACCGACCACAAGCCUCUCGAACAUUUCCUGAAGCAGAAGUCUCUAUCAGCAAGACAACGUCGUUGGUUGGAUCAACUGUCUUACUUCGAUUUCGAUAUUAGCUACAUUCAAGGCACCGCCAACAUCAUCGCCGAUGCGCUCUCGAGAAUUUAUUCCGAUGAGCCGAAAGGCGUAGUUCGUGCGGCUUCAGAAUUUGUAACGGAUCCUGACGAUCCUCUGAAGGAAACGGCCAUAUCAGACUUCCUUCGCCAGCGAACCGCCAAGUCCAGACCACUGUACACAGGCGACACCGUUCAGACUGAGCUCGAAGUCUUCGCUGUAACGCGAGGACAGAAAGCUACUGCUGAUAAAGCAGUAGCGGAGGGCAGAAUGGAGGGCACAUCCGCUAAAAGGCAAUACGCGAAAUCAGCCAGCAUCCCAAAACCUCUCAAAAGGCCUAAUUCCGAUAUCGAAGAAGAAGAAAUUGACGAAUUACCUGUUGAAUCCGAAGAGGAACUUAUCCUGGAUGGCGAGAGUAACAGAGAUGACGACCAAGGAAUGGUCAUUGUUCAAAGACCCAAAGAGCCUAACGAACCGACGAAUCCCAUACCAGAGCGAGUUCAGCAACUUGAGAACCCCUCUAAUAUUCGUGAUAAAUCUCCAUUGCCUCUUCCCGAUCUUAACGUGACCCCGUCUCUCAUCGACGUCGUGUCCGAAGGAGAACCGGAUGCUCGACUACCGGAUUGCUUGAAAGGCCAGUACGAAAACGAUCCUGUGUUCGGCCCUAUCGUCAAAGAACCAUCAGCAUACAAGCACUACGUCUUCGAAAACGGUCUAUUAUACCUUAAAGACGACGGACGGCUCCUUCUCUGCAUUCCCAACUUCAAAAUAGGCAAACGGAACGUCAGAGAGAUUAUCAUCAAUCACGCGCACUCAAUACUCGCUCACCUUGGUUCAAAGAAGACUAUUCGAUAUCUCCGUGACAAUGUCUGGUGGCGCGAAAUGCAGAAGGACGUAAAGGACUUCUGCGCGUCGUGUACCACUUGCGCUCACACGAAAUCAUCCACGCAACAUCCCUACGGUCUUCUACGCACUCUGGAAGUCCCGACUCGUCCUUGGCAAGCUAUUGGUAUCGACUUUGUCGGCCCUCUCCCCAGCUCAUCCAACCGCCACGGCAGUUUCGAUAUGAUCUGUGUUGUGAUCGACCAUCUAUCUUCAAUGGUUCAUCUACUGCCCGCACGUCAGACCUUCAAGGCGAAAGAAGUAGCCGAAAUGAUAUAUGAAGGAGUUUACAAGUUACAUGGCUUACCUGAAAGAAUUGUGUCCGAUCGCGACUCUUACUUCACCAGUACCUUCUGGGACGAGCUGCAUAAGCUCAUUGGAGUAGAGUUACGUUUGAGCACCGCUUUUCACCCUCAAACCGAUGGCGCGACUGAACGGGCAAACCGAACAAUCACCACGAUGUUACGACAGGCGGUUUCCCCGAACCAGAAGGACUGGGUCUCGCGUCUACCUGCCAUCGAAUUUGCACUAAAUUCGGCAAGAUCCGAGACCACUGGUUACGCCCCUUUCUUCAUUAAUUCAGGGCAGAUGCCGAGGACCCUAAUUAGGGGUGGCACUACCGAAUACCCGGGUGUCAGGCGCCACGCUGAGACAAUUCGAGAGGCCAUAAUGUCAGCACAUGAUUCAAUACUUACGGCUAGAAUCAAGCAAACUAGGAGUGCAAACAAAGAAAGAUGCCCAGCGCCUUUCGUUGAAGGUGACCUCGUGUACCUGUCAACAAAGAACCUCUCGAUCCCGAAGGGAAGGGCUCGCAAGCUUGUUCCCAAAUUUAUCGGCCCGUAUCGGAUCCUGAAGGUUAUCGAACCUGGAGCCACUUUCAAAUUGGAUCUCCCGGAAGAACUCAAGCGUCGAGGGAUACACCCUUCAUUCCAUGCAUCCCUACUUCGUAUCCACAUACCAAAUGAUGACCGCAAGUUCCCAGGACGUUCAUUACCACAUAUCGCUGGUUUUGGUCCUCCGUCCCACUGGCCCGUUGAUAGGAUCGUCUCUCACUAUGGUUCAGGCAAGGACGCUUUAUUCGAGGUCCUUUGGAAGUCAGGUGACCGAAGUUGGGAACCUUAUCACUCUGUCAAGGAUUUAGCCGCGUUUGACGUUUAUUGCGAGGCAUUAGGCAUCACCGCCAUUGGUUCCCUGAAGAAAGGGACUGGUAGCCCUCCUGAUGAUCCUCAAAUCAGACUCGGCGCGAUUACCGUCUCAAAGAAAGGCGUUAAAAGAGGACAUUCUAUUCCCCACACUUAUCUUCGUCAAACUUCUUCAAAACCCCUUCCCCUCAUGUUCGCAGAACGAGAAGAGGUUGACUGGAGUGAUUCUCCUAUUGAACCCACCGUGCCUAUCAUUAACGCAUCCAGUAAUCCUAACGAGCCUAUCUCGGUCAGAAGCGUUCCUAUUGACCAAGGAUUCCUCCACCGUCGCCGUAUCAGUGACGGGUAA
Messenger RNA from Acaulospora colombiana, 2708 nucleotides. NCBI's taxonomy places the organism in Eukaryota, Fungi, Glomeromycota, Glomeromycetes, Diversisporales, Acaulosporaceae. The record is from the annotation of a GenBank genome assembly.